Molecule: messenger RNA, 1854 nt
Organism: Scylla paramamosain (green mud crab)
Lineage: Eukaryota; Metazoa; Arthropoda; Malacostraca; Decapoda; Portunidae
Gene: Pisd
Product: phosphatidylserine decarboxylase proenzyme, mitochondrial-like
Exons: 5
Coding region: 230-1522 (430 amino acids)
Biological process (GO): phosphatidylethanolamine biosynthetic process
Cellular component (GO): mitochondrion
Molecular function (GO): phosphatidylserine decarboxylase activity
Source: RefSeq, a predicted model, not a curated record
CAUGUCGACACCGGUCUAGUCUGUGGUCGUGUGCUAGAGGCGAGGGGCGGAUACCUGCUCGACUGCACACACACGCACACGCACACACCCACACAUACUCACUCUCGCUCGCACUCGCACACACGCACAUCGUCUCCUUCUACACAUAAGCACAUACACAUACCUACAUCCAUGUUUAUAAAGUAACACAGUCAAUCCACACGAGCAGGUGACAGACCCCAAGGGUGCGAUGGCUUCACCGAGGAUAAAAUUUCCCCAUGUUAAAAGAUACAAAUUAUUUAUCUUCUGGUCUGCAAUUAUACUGGCAUUCACAGAAAUUCAUCAGUUUGGACCAAGAUACCUACUAGAGUGUUGGAUACUCCCCAACUUAUUCUUUGACACCAAUAUCAUGGCACAAUCAAGCUUCAAGCAGUACCUUCGUUCCCUUCGGUGGACACCAAUCCCAGUGGGUGUUGGCUUGGCUUUGAUUGCCUUCCAGCAGUUCAGACACACCAGGAAGAGGGAAGCAGCAAGGCUGGGCCAGGUUGAUCCAUGUGACUGUCUGGCAGAUGAAUGGGAGGUUGAAGCAUACAAGUUAUUACCACUCCGACAGUUUUCAAAAGCAUGGGGCUGGGUGAAUGGGCUUGAGCUUCCAGAAUGGUCAAGGAAGUCUGUUUUGGGUCUUUAUGUGCGAACCUUUGGUUGCAAUAUGGCUGAGGCUGAAGUAGAAGAUUUGGGUAAAUACAGGUGUCUCUCAGAACUGUUCCGGCGCUCCCUAAAGGAAGGUGCUCGGCCUAUUGAUCCAUCAGCAGCUUUGGUGAGCCCAGCAGAUGGCAAAAUCAUGUCAUUUGGGACUGUGAACUGUGGUGCUUUGGAUCAAGUCAAGGGUGUUUCUUAUUCGCUACGGAAGUUCCUGGGACCAAACUGCUGGAGUGCAGGUGGUCCUAUGGUGGUGACCAAGAGGGAUGAUGAUGACUGUUUCCACCGCACCUGCCUUUCAGAUGGGGAGAACAAUGCCCUCUACCAGUGUGUGGUAUACCUAGCACCAGGAGAUUAUCAUCGCUUUCACUCAUGUGUUGACUGGAAGGUGGCCUUCCGACGGCAUUUCCCUGGUGAAUUGCUCAGUGUGAACCCAUCCAUUGCUGCAUGGGUAAGAGACCUCUUUGUGCUAAAUGAAAGAGUCAGUUAUGUGGGCAAGUGGAAAUAUGGAUUUUUCUCCAUGACAGCUGUUGGGGCCACCAAUGUGGGUUCUAUCCAAGUUUACUUUGAUGAGGAACUGAAAACCAAUGAUGCAUCAACAAGGAAAACAGUCUUUCAUGAUAAGUACUUUGAUGAUAGAUUAGUGGAGUUGUCUAGAGGUAGUGCUUUUGGUGAAUUUAACUUAGGUUCUACCAUAGUAUUGGUGUUUGAAGCCCCCAAAGGCACAAAAGCUUGCGUCGAAGUAGGGCAACAGGUGAGGAUGGGACAGGCUCUGUUUAGAAUACCUCACUCUUAUGUUGGGAAGACUUUAGAUGAAACACAACAUCAGGGCCCACAGAGGUAAGUUUUGGUGAGAUUAUGUAGAUGAAAGAUAUUGUGUAUAGAAGAAAGUAUUUAUGGAGGCUCAAUUUUUAAUUAUAUAGCAAUGAAAUAUAAUUAAUACAUUGAAAUAUCACACUGACUAAUGACACAGUUCAUAAUUCAGUACAAAUACCUAGAAUUUUAUGGCUUAAUUUUUUAAAAGAAAUAUUCUAAAAAAAAGCAAUGAUCAGAAGACUCAUUGUAAAUGGGAUUCUUCAAAAACUGCCAGAAGUGAAUAGUAUUUUUCCUUUGUCUUUUACCAUUUUUUUUUUUUUUUUUUUUUUUUUUUUUUUUUUUUUUUUUAAGAUAAAUUAG